Messenger RNA from Xylona heveae TC161, 3664 nucleotides. Its product is annotated as ARM repeat-containing protein. Gene Ontology annotation, biological process: protein import into nucleus. NCBI's taxonomy places the organism in Eukaryota, Fungi, Ascomycota, Xylonomycetes, Xylonales, Xylonaceae. Bases 240 to 3353 code for a protein of 1037 amino acids. Gene Ontology annotation, molecular function: small GTPase binding. Gene Ontology annotation, cellular component: cytosol; nuclear envelope. The record is from RefSeq and is a predicted model, not a curated record. The transcript has 8 exons.
UUGGUCACUACUGACUACUGCUGCCACAUUAUUUUGCAGGAUAUCCUGCUGGGUCUGUCUCCCCCCACUCGACAAUAUUUGGUCGACUGUCUUGAGCAGGCCGACUGCUGAGAAGACGUCACUUCUGAAAAUCUCGAGUCUGGCGAGCAAUCGUCUGCUUUUCUAGUCCAACUCCCUUUUUUCCUUUUUCACUUGUCAUUUAGAAACGCGCCUUGCGCUUGCCAGGGUGGGGAUACGAGAUGGAUGUUGCUGGCCUCCGCAAUCGCAUUGAGUCUACGCUCAAUGCCAAUGCCGACGUGAGACGUCAAGCUGAGCUUGACUUGAAAUAUGCCGAAGAUAAACCUGGGUUUCUCGAUGCGCUCUUGGACAUUCUGCAGGCAGAGCAGGUCGAAGGCGUUCGUCUCUCAACUGUCGUAUAUCUGAAAAAUCGCGUGACAAGAGGCUGGUCCCCUCCCGAUGAGUAUUCGCAGCAUAAGCCGAUUGCAGAGGAAGAGAAGCUGCGAUUCCGCACGAGACUUUUGCCAGCGCUGGCUUCUGCUCAACCAAAAGUCCGCUCCCAACUCAUUCCAGUCCUUCAGAAGAUCCUUUCCUACGACUUUCCGCAAAAGUGGCCAGACUUUUUGGAUAUCACCAUUCAGCUUCUCACCACCAACGAUGCCAACUCAGUAUUUGCUGGUCUGCAAUGUCUGCUUGCCAUCUGCAAAGUGUAUAGAUUCAAGUCAGGAGAAGUCCGCACAGAUCUUGAUAAGAUCGUCGAGGUCUCGUUCCCGCAGCUCUUGAAUAUUGGUUCACGACUCGUCGAAGAGACUAGUCUCGAGGCCGGCGAGAUGUUGAGAGUUGUCAUGAAGACUUAUAAACAUGCCAUUUUCUUUGAGUUGCCGCCUCAUCUCCGCGAACAGCAGGCCAUGGUGGGCUGGUGCACGCUUUUCCUCCAGGUUGUCGGCAAGGAGCCUCCAGAGUGCUCAAUGCUCGAGGAUCUGGAUGAUCGUGAAGCAAAUCACUGGUGGAAGUGCAAGAAGUGGGCUUACGCCAAUCUCAAUAGACUUUUCGUCAGAUAUGGAAACCCUUCCGGCCUCUCUAAGAGCAAUGGCGAUGAAUACAGCCAGGUAGCCAAGACCUUUAUCACCAACUUUGCGCCCGAGAUCUUGAACGGUUACCUUCAACAAAUUGAAAAGUGGGUUGCCAAGACUACUUGGCUGAGCAAGCCUUGCUUGUUCUUCACCCUGACUUUCUUGGACGAAUGUGUCAAGCCAAAGGCAAUGUGGUCCCACCUUAAGCCUCAUCUUGAGACUCUUAUUGCGCACCUCGUCUUCCCCGUGCUCUGCCAGAGCGAUGAGGACAUUGAGCUUUUCGAGACCGACCCUCCAGAGUAUCUGCACCGCAAGCUCAACUACUAUGAAGAGAUUUCCUCGCCAGAUGUUGCUGCGACCAACUUCCUCGUCACUCUUGCCAAGAGCCGGAAAAACCACGUGUUUACGCUGCUCAAUUUCGUCAACGGAAUUGUGAACCGCUACGAAUCCGCUCCGGAUGACCAGAAGGACCCGCGCGAGAAGGAAGGCGCCUUGAGAAUGAUUGGCACCCUAGCUGGCGUUAUCCUUGGCAAGAAGAGCCCAAUUGCGGACCAGGUCGAGUACUUUUUUGUCCGUCACGUCUUCCCCGAGUUCCGGAGUCCUCACGGUUUCCUUCGAGCUCGCGCCUGCGACACGCUCGAAAAGUUUGAGCAGCUUGAUUUCAAGGAGCCCAACAACCUUCUCAUCAUCUACCGCAACAUGUUGGAAUCCAUGGCCGAUCCUGAGCUCCCGGUGCGCGUUGCUGCAGCACUCGCCCUUCAGACCCUCAUCAGACAUGAUGUGAUCCGGACAUCGAUGCAGCAGAACAUUCCCCAGAUUAUGCAGCAGCUUCUCAAACUGGCCAACGAGGUGGAUGUCGACUCGCUCGCUAACGUGAUGGAGCACUUUGUCGAAGUCUUCGCCACCGAGCUCACUCCAUUUGCCGUUGCGCUGAGCGAGCAGCUUCGCGAUACCUACCUUCGGAUCGUCCGCGAGCUCGUCGAGCGCAGCACUCAGAAAGACGACGAUGACGAUGAUGCCUAUGGAGAUUUCCUUGACGACAAGAGCAUCACCGCUCUCGGUGUAUUGCAGACCAUUGGCACUCUGAUUCUGACGCUCGAGAGCACACCCGAGGUCCUUCUUCACCUGGAGACUAUUUUGAUGCCCGUCAUCACGAUUACCCUCGAGAGCAAGCUCUACGAUCUUUACAACGAGGUAUUCGAGAUUAUUGACAGCUGCACUUUUGCUGCCAAGUCAAUUUCGCCCACCAUGUGGCAGGCUUUUGAGCUGAUCCAUAAGACUUUCAAGGCUGGAGCGGAGCUCUACCUCGAGGAUAUGCUCCCUGCUUUGGAGAACUUUGUCGCUUUCGGUGCGCCAAUGUUUGUUCAAAACCAGGCUUACCUGGAGGCUAUUGUUGGAAUGGUCCUUGAUAUCUUCCAUGACGAAAAGGUUGGCGGUGUGGACAGGAUCUGCGGCUGCAAACUUGCCGAGGCCUUGAUGCUGAACCUGCGCGGUCACAUUGAUCAAUAUGUCCCGACCUUUAUUGGUCUUGCCAUGAAUGUUCUCAUUGGCAAUGAGCCAAAGGUCAAGUCAUAUCGCAUCCACCUCAUGGAGAUGGUCAUCAAUGCUAUUUACUACAAUCCUCUCCUGGCGUUGAGCUUCUUGGAGUCAAACGGUUGGACCAACAAGUUCUUCAGCCUCUGGUUCUCGAACAUCGACAAUUUUACAAGAGUUCACGACAAGAAGUUGUCCAUCUCGGCAAUUGCAUCUUUGUUGACCCUCAGAGCCGAGGACGUCCCCGCCAGUGUGCAGCAGGGAUGGCCUCGAUUGCUGCAAGGUAUCGUCCGGCUCUUCCAGACUUUGCCUGCCGCCAUUCAAAACCGGGACGAUGUUACCAAGGAAGAGGACUUUAGCCUCGGUGACGACUACGACGAGGAUCCUGAAGAGGAUUGGGAAGAAGGCGCCGACUGGGCCGUCGAGGGCGAGGAGGUUGAGGAUGUUGCUGAUGACAGCGCUGCUUAUCUUGAGUUCUUGAACGAAGAGGCUCAGAAAUUCGGCUCUCUCGGCGAUGACGACGAUGACGAGCUCGAGGAGGAAGGCCUCCUCGAAACGCCUUUGGACAAGAUCGAGCCCUAUGGACUCUUCAAGACUGUCUUGCUGAGCCUUCAGCAAGAGCAGCCCCAACUAUACGAAAGCAUCACCAAGAACCUCAAUGUCGAAGAACAGAAUGUUCUUCAGGGCGUUGUGCACCAAGCAGACGUUAUUGCGACCAACCUUGCCUCUAUCAAUGGCGGAGUCCAAUAAGUUGUCGUGUGCAUUCGAUCUCCCUCAUAUGACCUCCAUAUACCUUUGAAAUUUUUUUUCCACUCUACCGUCCAAUCUUGAGGAAUAAGCAAGCUUGGAUUAUCCUCUGAUUUUCUCGCGCGGGUUCUUGGAACACCCUUUUGCUCGGGGGCACUUAGUCAAAUUAGCGCAUGAGUCUGUCGGCAUAGCAUUUGCUUCGUCGUUGGGAUGCGUAUUUUGAUUUCUUCUUUGUCGAUAUCGUUUCUCAGCACCGCCUUGACACCACUUUUCCCCCUGUUGUUCCUCCCCCCCCCCCCCCCCUUUUUUUUUUU